Messenger RNA from Papaver somniferum (opium poppy), 827 nucleotides. Its product is annotated as NADH dehydrogenase [ubiquinone] 1 beta subcomplex subunit 8, mitochondrial-like. The transcript has 4 exons. The record is from RefSeq and is a predicted model, not a curated record. The coding region runs from base 126 to 494 and encodes 122 amino acids. Lineage: Eukaryota; Viridiplantae; Streptophyta; Magnoliopsida; Ranunculales; Papaveraceae.
AGACUAGUAGCAAAUUAGAAACCAAAAACAAAACUAGGGUUAUUAUUUUAUCAGAGAGAUUUGGGUGAAAAACAAAACGAAAACAAGUUCCAAGUCUUGAAGAGAAAAAAGAGUGAUCAUCUCAAAUGGCAGGAAAAUUAGCAUCUCAAAUACUUGGAGGAAAUGGGGUAGUCCGUAGAUCCAUUGCUACAUCUCUUCGUACUCGUGCUGGUAUGGGUCUUCCAGUCGGCAAACACAUCGUUCCUGACAAACCUCUUCCAGAGAACGAUGAGCUUGUUUGGGAUAAUGGAACUGCAUAUCCUGAACCUUGUAUAGAUCGAAUCGCUGAUACCGUCGGAAAGUACGAGGCAUUGGCGUGGUUGUGUGGAGGAUUAGGGUUUUUUGCAUCUCUUGGAUUGGCAGCUGUUUUGAAUGAUAAGGCUUCAACAAUUCCAUUCACACCAAAAGUCUACCCAUAUGAUAACUUGCGGGUGGAGCUGGGGGGAGAACCAUAAGCAUUUUAGCUUUGCUAAUUUUCUGCAAAGUGUUGUUCAACAUCAAGGUGUCUCGGCAUCUCUCUUUGUUCUUCUGUUUGUAUCUGUUUACUUGUUUCUUUCUCUGAAGUCGGCAGACAGAAUAAUUUCUGUUGGGAAGGUUAUUUUGAGCACCUUUUUUUUUGCUAAUAAAAGCAUUUGUAUGGGUUUGAACUUGUAUUAAAAGAGCUUAAAAGCUGGAAACAGUAGUUGGCUUGUCUCCGGACCUUGAGUUUGGUCAUGGCUCGUUUGACUAUCCGAUCUCAGAUUAUGAAAUAAGAACUAGGAGGAAGAAAGGCAAUGUUACAGGUUAAA